AAUACCCCGCGUUAUAAAUACUCCACGCAUUGCUGGUCCACCACAGUAUCAGUUCUCCUGUCAGCACAGCCUGAAGAGGAAGAAAGUGAUCACUUUAAAAUAUUUGUAAGGAAAAUAGUUUCAGAAACAUGCGUGCUUUCCAAGUGCUAGUAUUCGUGGGCGUGUGCGCCGUGGCCAGCGCGGGCUACAUCGGCCACGGCUACGGCGGCUACGCGGGCGACGCCGGUGGCUAUGAGGGACACGGCGAUUAUUAUGCGUACCCGAAAUAUGCGUUUGACUACUCAGUAAAGGACCCCCACACUGGUGACCACAAAACGCAAUGGGAGACACGUGAUGGCGAUGUUGUUAAAGGCGCGUACUCACUUGCGGAACCUGACGGCACCACCAGAAUCGUCGAGUACACCGCCGACAAGCACAACGGCUUCAACGCCGUCGUGAAGCGCAUCGGCCACGCUCACCACCCCCAAGUGUACAACAAUCACUACGACAACGGUUACUACGGCUACCACUAGAUGACACUACUAGCUGCUACCAAAAAGUUUAGACGUUACCCGAGAGAUGGCGCUGAAGUAACUUAUGAAUUUCUUCACACUUUCAAUAAACAACUACUGUGAUAAAUAAUAAUGCACGCGACUGUACAUAUUUUAUUAACGACUAAUAAUUUUAGUCUGUAAGUGCGAAAAAGAAUGACGUUAUUUGUUUUUGAUAUGUACGUAAUAAAGUUUCUUUAAAAAUAAAA
This is a messenger RNA of Plutella xylostella (diamondback moth), 739 nucleotides long. RefSeq names its product cuticular protein RR-2 motif 126 (gene CPR126). Gene Ontology annotation, cellular component: extracellular matrix. The record is from RefSeq and is a predicted model, not a curated record. NCBI's taxonomy places the organism in Eukaryota, Metazoa, Arthropoda, Insecta, Lepidoptera, Plutellidae.